UGAUUGUGAAAAGCUUGAAUGCUGGAACACCUUGAUAUAAAAGUCUCACCAUUCACCAAGUCGCUACCGACACAUGCAUCUUCGAGGUCUACCAGAGCAGACCAAAGCCAACCAGAACAUAUUGCCAAUCUGAUGCGAUACCGAAGAUAUCUCCUACAAGCUUCGAUCGUAAUCGGGAAGUUACGUUCUCGGAAAUGACUACACGCGCCGAUAAUAGUUACCGCCUCCUCCUAAUGUAAUAGUCAGCCA
Baudoinia panamericana UAMH 10762 is the source of this 249-nucleotide messenger RNA. RefSeq lists its product as uncharacterized. Lineage: Eukaryota; Fungi; Ascomycota; Dothideomycetes; Mycosphaerellales; Teratosphaeriaceae. The coding region runs from base 19 to 198 and encodes 59 amino acids. The record is from RefSeq and is a predicted model, not a curated record. The transcript has a single exon.